Molecule: messenger RNA, 1542 nt
Organism: Blepharisma stoltei
Lineage: Eukaryota; Ciliophora; Heterotrichea; Heterotrichida; Blepharismidae
Source: the annotation of a GenBank genome assembly
AUGCUCCCUUCAAAAUCUAUAACUUACGGAAAUAAAGGCUCAUUCAGAAAAACGAUUUUUCAAGCUGCAGCUAUAAGCACAUACUCCAAAGAAGACGCCUAUGAAAAAAUGAACUCUUUUAAAAGUAUUGGGACUGGCUGCAUAUGGGCAGGAAUUAUAUAUAGAGUUAAAGAAUCAGAAGAUUUUUAUGAAGAAAUCAAAGGUGUAGGACAAAAGCUAUUAUCCUUGGCUAGCAAAAUGGGAAUUUCUGAUAUUGUGCUAGGUGUAAGAAUUUGAGAAAAAGGAGAAAUUUCUAGCUAUGACCUUGCCAGGAUGGUUUUAGAAAGAGCUAAAGAGCUAAUUGACUAUAUUUUUUCUCUGCCUGAGCCAAUUGUUCCUCCCCCUCCAAAUCCACCUUCUGUACAUAUAAAAACCCCUUCUCCUUCACCAUCGCCUUAUCCUUCUACUAUUAGUAGAGCCCCAACCCCAAGGCAGCCCAAAAAAAUUGAAUCCGAGCUUGACCGAGCUUUAAAACGGCUUUAUAAGAUUGUGGAUGAAAUACAAGAGACUGAUAUGGCAACUAUGAAAGAAUUAGUGAAUCAUUCACAUAUUGGGAAAGUUUUAUGCUUAAUUUAUUAAUAUUGGCACUUUUUUAUUAGGAAUUCUCAUUAACCAUAUUUAUUUUUUUAUGAUAUAUUUGGUCUUCACAGCUUGAUAGAAAAAGAUCCAAGCUUAAAAAGAUCAGUUAAAUUUUUUGAAUUAAAAGACGUUAAAAAACUCAUGCAUAGACUAGACCCUACUACAAUUUCAAAUUUCAAGCUAAAUCAAACAAUUUUCGCGCUAAAAUCAAGGCCAAAAGUCAAUUUCCAUUCAUUAGAAAAAAUCUCUCACUGUGCAGCAUUAAUUUAUAAGUACCUAAAAACUUUUAUUAACAUCAGCCACGGCAAUUAUACAGACGUUUUUGCAUUAAAAUUUGAAAAAGAAGAAAAAAAGCUUCCCAAACUGAAAAAAAAAUUGACAACUUUGAGCAACACCCCAAGGAUUUGGAAGCCAAGGCUAAAAGAAAGAGGAAGUCAUUUACCGUUCAAAGAGGUAUGAAUUAAUUAGUUAUAUGGCUUUUUCUUUUGAAGAAUAUAUGGUGCCUCAUCCUGUAGGGAUUUUUGAAGAUAGGUUUGCGUCAGAGCUAGAUCAUUAUGAUAAAAAGUUUGGCAGAAGAAGCUUGGAUCUUGAUGAAAAUAUAAAAAAGAAAGAAAUUAAGCUGAAAAAUCUUAUAUAAUUUAUAGUAAAUAGAGCCUUUUAUAAUAUAAAUGUUUUCUUAUUGCAAAUAGUAAUAGAAUUAAACAUUUUAUGUAGAGAAAUAAAAUCAUUAUAAAUUUAAAUAUGAAAAUUGAUAAAUUAGUGGAUCGAACACUAAAUAAAUCAAUUGCUGUAGAAGUUUCUAAAGAAGAAGCCGAAUUUAUAAUGGAUGAGCAGGAUCUAGAGGAUCAGCCUAUUAAUAAACUUAUGGGGCUUGUACAAGUAUUAGAAGAAAGUAGAAAAAAAAGAGAUUCACUUGCUGAGUAA